AUACUCACCGUCCAACAUUUAUUUUAUAUGGUUUUACCAUAGUGGUCGUGUAGUUUUCCACCAUAUUCACCAAAGUAGUAGUGGUGGUACUGAUUCUCCAUUGUUUGUUGUGCAAAAAAGAGUUUGUAAAAGGUUAUGUUAUCCGAGCGGGAAUACAGCUCACGGAAAACGUGAAAUGUUCCUCAGAGGAAUGGCGGCACCACCUGUUCAUCCGAUCGCAACUGCGACAACUCCACCUCAGAAACGAAAACUGGCCAUGCUCAGCAGUCCCCCAGGGAGGAAAGAAGUUUUUCCGGUGUUUAGCAGUCUAUCUUUGUCUCCUGGCAAGUCAAAAUCCAAACACUCUCCUGGGAGUUCUCCAUCUAAGAAAAGGGCUAAUUUAACACUGAAACAAGGAGCUGCCCAAAACAAUAAAAUGUUUAGAUAUUUGCUGCCUAAACGGCUAUUUAAAGGACCAGAGGCUGUGAGGAAUUCACCUGUUUCGCUUCAGCAUGAGACUAUGGAACUGGAUAACAAAGAAAACAAAGUUGUUAAUGGAGUAUUGAGAUGUGAAAGUGAGGAGGUACAGAUUGUUCUACCCAAAGCCACAUCUUCUAUCAAAAGACCUGCUCAGGAGAUGCCAAGUGUUCCACACAAUUCUGGAACUUCUCCCAAAAAACCUGCCAUGGCGAUGGGGAAUGAUCCACUCAGUUCUCCUAAGAGACUUGCUAGUGUCAAUCAAUGCCUUGAUGUUAAAGUCGUAUUAGUCAGAGUUGACGAACAUACCUUUGGGGAACACUCUUAUUGUAUGAAACAUAAAAGUCCACGAAAAUACUGUUGCAGUGUUGCAUCAGAGUAUGUUACACAGGCCAUAGACAACUUGAUUGAUGACGACAUCAAGAAUCCAUGCAAGCGUUUAGGAAUUCCAUCGCCUACAUGCAUAGCACCAAUGGGUUGUAAUCAUUUUAAGGAUGAUUCAUCUUCAUCAAGUCAUCAGGAGAAUCUUUAUGAAACUAUGUUAAAUAUUGACCUUCCUUUAAUGAUGCUUCGGGCUUGCUGCCAAGAUUUAUCAAGCAAAACAUUCCCUUCUCCUGGUACUAUCCACACAGUUUUUAACCUGAUGAAAAACAACUCAGAUGCAGCUAUACUUGCCCUUGGGAGGACUUAUUUAAGAAGAGUAAUUGAUCAUUACCCUCCCUGCAACCCUCACAUGAGGAGUUAUUACAUUCAUAUACUAAACUCAUCCGUCUCGAGGGUGAAAAUUCCCUCAGAUUUAUGGGGUCUAACAAAUUUUCAAUUUUUUGAUGGUAUUUUUAAAGAAUUGGAAGACCAUGUAGAGGGAUCACUAAAUCCAGAACAAUUAAAAGAAAAGAUGAAAGUUCCUGGAGUCAGAAAGAAAUGUAAACCAAAGAGGUUCCAGGAUUCCCCAUCUCCCAAGAAGAAUGUCCGACGAAAAUCUUCCAAAGAUAGUAUUAGUGAGAGUACUGAAACCCUAGCAAAAAAUGAUGAUAUGUCAUCAGAAGCAAUUAGGGAAAGAUUGAAGGCUGAAGAAGAUAAAGGUAAAGUGAAGAUGCCAACCUGGGAUAAAACAUCCCAAAUUUUUGCAAUGUUUGAAACUCUUGUUGAUAUACUUGAGUGGGAUCUAGUUGUUUGGCUUGCAAAGAAUGGGGAAAGGGUGAGAAGUGGGGAUCGCUUAAAAAUCAGGGAUCGCUCAGUGUGCCCCUUAAUUGUUAUGAUACUCUGGCCCAACAACCGUGACACAGGCCUUGAUUCCCCUUACUGUUGUAGGAUUUUCUCUCUAUAUGUCAGUGCUUGGAUCUUAAAAUUCCAUCCACGCCACAUCAAGACAUUAGUGCGGCUUGUUGGAUUAAUUGCCGAAGUUAUCAUUGCUAGUGAGUCCAACUUUGGCAAUGUCUAUCCAUAUGUUGGUGAGGGAUGUGAAAAUCUAGCUAGGAAACUUUGUGAAGUGUUAAGAAAUCCUCUAUUAGGAGAAUUACAGACAAAAGCAAUUGCGAUGCUGAAGCCUGACUGGCUGAAGAUGUUGGUGUCUUCCUUCCUUUUAAAUGUUUCUCCCACAACAGCAUCCCUGAUGCUGUAGUUGAGAUGGACUUUACUUGGCAAGCUAGAACUCAGUUAAGGAAUGCCUCAUUCCUUUGACUGCAGUGCGUGUGGAAGAGGACUAUUAAGUUUACAUUGACUGCUUUGCUACAGCACAGUAUUGAGUAAUGUUUCCUGCUUCUCUUUAGUAUUACAUAUUUGAAGUCAUUAAUCUCUGUGUAUGAGCCUAAUUAAGAUAUUUUUGUUUCAUUUGUUGCUUUGUCAAAGCAAAACUUUUGUUUUGUAUCCCUGAUCAUUUAGUAUAAUAGGAGAGUUAAUUUGAAUUGAUUGGGCAGUUUUAUUUAAAGACUCCAUCAUAGAGCCUCUGCGUUCUGCUCCAAAGUAAUGAGUCCCACCAUACUUAAUUUUAUGCCAGUGAUGUGGUAAGAGUAUGUUUUCCACAUUUUAUACUGUAAUACUUUUCAACAUUUGGUAGAAAUUGUUUAUUUCUUUAAAUUGUCAAUUACCUUUUGUGAAGUGCAUUAUUUAAUAAACCAAAUGAUUUUUC
Frankliniella occidentalis (western flower thrips) is the source of this 2584-nucleotide messenger RNA. RefSeq lists its product as uncharacterized. Bases 176 to 2077 code for a protein of 633 amino acids. The record is from RefSeq and is a predicted model, not a curated record. Lineage: Eukaryota; Metazoa; Arthropoda; Insecta; Thysanoptera; Thripidae. The transcript is spliced from 11 exons.